Messenger RNA from Cotesia congregata, 435 nucleotides. The record is from the annotation of a GenBank genome assembly. NCBI's taxonomy places the organism in Eukaryota, Metazoa, Arthropoda, Insecta, Hymenoptera, Braconidae.
AUGAUUUUAAUAUUGCUGACGCCAUCGAGGAUUGACAUCAUUGACAAUGAAUUAAAAAAAAUCAUUACUCCCCAGGCGUUGACGGCAAAUUUUUUGCAUCCAUUGUAUAGAGUUUAUGAAUUUUUGAUUGAUGAACUAGAUGAUACAGGAUUGCAGGAGUUAGAGUGUUUUAAAAAUUCUAAAGGUUUAUUUGCAAAGUUAAUUACUAAAACUACCUGUUCAAAAACUUUUUGGAGCAUAGCUUCAGAACAAAAUCCAAAUCUUAGUAUGUUGGCUCAAUCAUUAUUAAAAAUCCCAGCAUGUACGAUAAAAUUUAAUCAGUAUGACUUAGGUAUAGGAAUUAUUAUUAAAAAAUUAGAUUGUUAUAUUGAAUGUUUAAUUAGUAUAUUUACAUUUUAUAAACAUCUUAACACCAAACGGCUUUGUACAUAUUGA